CACUUGUAGUACCUCUGGCGAACUAUUUAUGCUCCUGCAGUCUUCUGAUUGGUUCUAGUUGGUUGUUUAGACUGUUGGACAUUUGCACUUCUGCACACAAGCUCUGUAUAUUCUUGGAGUAAAUUGCUAUCGAUGUGACUGGUCUGUCUACUAGCGCCUCCACCCCAUUACUCGUCCCCUCGAUGUCGGAUACCUCGUUCGAGGUCGCAUUUCGCGGCAAUACUCACAGAGUCUCGCUUCCCUUAGAUGCACCUGUCUCAUCGCUGCAUGCUAGGCUGGAGGAGCUGACGCAAGUUCCGCCGUCAGCCCAGAAACUACUUUUCAGAGGCAAGAAGAUCGGUGCGAGCCAAGAAGGCGUGACCCUGGCCGAAGCUGGUUUGAGGGAUGGCAUCAAAAUUCAAAUGUUGGGCUCGACCGCUCAUGAGCUAGAGGCUCUCCAUGAAACCGAAACCGAGUAUCACACGAAGGAACGCAUCCUGCGAGGGAGAGGGCUUAAACCCCGAGUCAAGUUGCGUUCCACUGGUUCUUCAAGCACGUCCGCUACGCAGUAUAGGUUUCACAAGCUCGAACCCUUGGGACAUCUUCCUGACCCACCAGCUGCACUCGCGCGUCUGUCCAAGUUGGCCAGCGACCCUGCAUUACAACACAUCAUGCAGAAACACAAGUUUUCUGUCGGUCUGCUUACGGAACUUGCGCCUCACGAGAGCCCGGGCCUCUUAGGGUUGAACGUUGGCGCAGGACAAGCCAUCAGAUUACGCAUACGAACAGAUGAAUACGAUGGAUUUCGUCCGUACCUGGAAGUCCGCCGUGUGCUUUGCCAUGAACUUGCUCAUAAUGUCUGGGGCGAACACGAUAACAACUUCAAGGAGUUAAAUUCCAAACUUAAUAGAGAAGUUGCCGAGUUUGAAGCAGCUCAGGCUCAUGGAACACAUUAUUUAGUAGACGUCAGGGGUACCUAUGAACCCUCUUCCAAUGAAGAGGGCGAAGCCCUUGUGCAUGUCCUUGGGGGGAGUAGCACGCCUCUGACUGAUUCGAUUGAAGAUAGACGACGGCGUGCACUCGAUGCUGCAACUUCCAGAUUAAAGAAACAGGAGGAAGAGCUGGAACAAAGCUGUGGGACAACUAAACCUCCGAGCACCACGUAGCUCUGAAGAUUUACUGGUUUUUAUCAUAGUGCACCAGUCACACAGUUAUAUCGGUCCUUGGUGUAGCAUUAGAAUGGAGCUGUGUAUGUAACUGCCCCUAGGGCUGCAGUAUGUACCAUAGUACCGCGGGAAGAAGGGUACAUAUUUACAUUAGUGCCCUUUCCCCACCUGUAUUAACAGUGAUCCAACUUCAGGUUGACUUCCGAGUGACAAGGAGCGCAAGGUC
This is a messenger RNA of Pisolithus orientalis, 1371 nucleotides long. RefSeq names its product WLM-domain-containing protein. Gene Ontology annotation, molecular function: protein binding; proteasome binding. The transcript is spliced from 3 exons. The record is from RefSeq and is a predicted model, not a curated record. The coding region runs from base 183 to 1145 and encodes 320 amino acids. Lineage: Eukaryota; Fungi; Basidiomycota; Agaricomycetes; Boletales; Pisolithaceae.